Messenger RNA from Haemonchus placei, 501 nucleotides. Lineage: Eukaryota; Metazoa; Nematoda; Chromadorea; Rhabditida; Trichostrongylidae. The record is from the annotation of a GenBank genome assembly.
GUUCUUGGAAAAGGUCUGCUACCGAAACAACCACUGAUCGUGAAGGCCAAGUACUUCUCUCAUGAAGCUGAAGACAAGAUCAAAGCAGCAGGAGGAGCUUCCUCUGAGCGCUUGUCCUCUGUGGAGCUAAGGCAUUUGCAACUUGCACUCGGAAUGGCUUUAAAUCAGGAAAUGGCUUGCGUUUACGCUGCUCUCAUCCUUCAGGAUGAUGAGGUUGCAAUUACUGGAGACAAAAUUGCUACUCUUCUCAAAGCCGCCAAUGUUGACUUCGAGCCGUUCUGGCCCGGACUCUUCGCUAAGGCUGUCGAAGGAGUUGAUGUGAAGAACCUCAUCACGUCGGUGUCUUCUGGAGUCGGUGCUGGAGGUGGAGCUGCAGCACCCGCCGGAGGCGCUCCAGCUGCCGCUGCCCCUGCUGCAGCUGCUCCAGCAGCCGAGACAAAGAAGAAGGAAGAGCCCAAGGAGGAGUCCGACGACGACAUGGGAUUCGGCCUUUUCGAUUGA